This is a messenger RNA of Clonostachys byssicola, 324 nucleotides long. NCBI's taxonomy places the organism in Eukaryota, Fungi, Ascomycota, Sordariomycetes, Hypocreales, Bionectriaceae. The record is from the annotation of a GenBank genome assembly.
AUGAACUUCGACCCUUUCCACCAUGUCUUGGACAUUUUGAUUGACAUCAACGUCUCCUGGAGCGGCUAUGUCCUUUUCGUCUGGACGAGUCUCGGCUUCGAUAUUUCGGCCAGCUUGCACAUGUGUGGGCCUCCAGUGUACGGCAUCUUCACCAUCAAGGUCCCCAUAAAGAACGUGACUGUGACGUUCGGCGACAGUAAUGGACAAAUUGCCCCUGACAAGGUCGAUCUCGAAACGUUCCGCGGGAUGCUUCAACAAAAUAGACAAGGCGCCAAGGAGGAAUUGAAGAUAUCGGUUAUCCUCCUAGGACGACACCACGGGUGA